This is a messenger RNA of Olea europaea var. sylvestris, 732 nucleotides long. RefSeq lists its product as uncharacterized. The record is from RefSeq and is a predicted model, not a curated record. The coding region runs from base 1 to 732 and encodes 243 amino acids. NCBI's taxonomy places the organism in Eukaryota, Viridiplantae, Streptophyta, Magnoliopsida, Lamiales, Oleaceae. The transcript has 4 exons.
AUGGAGCAAGUAAUAUAUCAGUUGGCAAUUGUAUUUGUCGCACAUAGGAAUUGUAUGCUUGGUGAUUUGUUUGACGUACUUGCUAUUAUUGUGAAUUUGAUUGGUGCAUCAUGUAAGCGUGUAGAUGCUCUUCGAACAAGUUAUCAAGCUAAUAUUCUGAAGAAGCUUAAUAUUGGGGAACUUACUGGUGAAAGUGGUCAGUUUCAAGAAAUGAGUUUGGCACACCCAGAUGAUACUAGGUGGGGCUCACAUCUACUGACAAUUACUCGUUUCAUUAAUAUGUUUAAUGCUAUCAUAGAUGUUCUUGAAAAUAUAUUAGAAGAUGGCGUACAUUCAGAUAAAAAAUCUUCGACCAACCUGAGAGAGAAUGGUUGGGAUACUUUGUUGAGUAGGGUGAUUGAGUUUUGUGUUGAUAGACAUAUUUUAGUGCCCAAUAUGGAGGAUAUUGUAGUGGUGAAAGUUCGACCUAGGCGUUUCUAUCCUUUGGACUUCAAUAGUGAAGAGUUUUUAUUAUUUAGACCUCAGCUUGAUAAGUUUCUUUUGCUUGUGAGAAUGGACGAAGCUUUCUUUAAUUUUAAUAGCAUAUUUUGUGUAGCUCAGAAGUUGGUUGAAACUGGAAGUUCCUGUUAUUUUCCAUUGGUUUAUAGGCUGCUCACCUUGGCAUUGAUAUUACCUAUGGCAACUGUAAGUGUUAAAAAGGUAUUUUCUGCUAUGAAUUCUAAUCAACUGUGA